This is a messenger RNA of Trichoderma asperellum CBS 433.97, 2329 nucleotides long. RefSeq lists its product as uncharacterized. NCBI's taxonomy places the organism in Eukaryota, Fungi, Ascomycota, Sordariomycetes, Hypocreales, Hypocreaceae. The record is from RefSeq and is a predicted model, not a curated record. Gene Ontology annotation, molecular function: protein binding.
CUGAUUUAGAAGGCAGCACAUGCGAGCUGUAAACCGCAUCCAGAUAUGGCACAUGCCGCCUGCCUCAGCAACCGCUUACAGCAUCCUCUCCUGCUAUAAACAGCCUGCAUCCAAACCCAUGCUAUAAACAUCACCUCAUCCCUUCUCAUCAUUCCCAUCAUAUUUCUGUCAAAUGCAUCUCACAUAAGCAUCAUACUGACACAUAUUAGAGAAGGAGGAGGACAAUUAUGGACGUCACGCUGGCAAACCUCCCUUUCCACAUCUUCUGUGACAUCGUCUGUCAACUCCCCCCCAUACGAGUCGUCAACUGCCAACGCGUUUCUCGCAUCAUUCACGAAGCCCUCACGAGAGAUGAGCUCUGCAUCACCCUCAUCUCGAGGCAUUUCCCGCGCUCGCGAGAAGGCCGGCGACUCAGGCAGCUUCUCAGGGCCGAAGACCGCGAAUCUCUCGACCGGGGGAACUGGGCUGCCGUGUUUGCGCGGCUGGCGAGGCGGUACUAUUAUCUGGGGCGGGCAAUGCCCUGGCAGACUGUCAAAGUGCCUGUGCUCAAGGAUGCAACGCUGCUUCGAGGCGUGGCGACUUGGAAUCGGUUCUUGAGCUUGAACAACAUAAAUGCGAUAUUCGACUACGAGGACGCGGUAUGGACGGUGGCCCCAACAGAGGGGCUGCUGGUGUAUCCGGCGCCGGAGACGGACUCGUCCGAGCCGGGAUACCGGGCCCGAGAUCUGGCGACUGGGGUGGAGUUCAGGGUUCCGUUUAAGACGAAGGGCAGGAUUGUGAGGCGGGUGCGGCUUAGCCAUGGCAUUCUUGCGAUUGAAUGGUGCCCAAAAGUUGGAAGUGUUCCCUUCGGCGGCACCGUACCGUUUCAUCGCCACUAUGCAAUCCUGUACGACGUCCAUCGGGCUGGAUCUUGGGACGGCGUCAUUCCUCAGCGGCCUGCUGCCGGCGUGGCUACACCGGGCUACUCCUGGAAGUUUGAUCUUCGCUCUGAGUUUGAGAUUCACCAUAUCGGUCUCCCGGUGAAUAGCACAGAUCGUUUCUUCUCAACGCACAACGCUACUCAUUAUGCUGUCUACGUAUGGCAGACUACACGCUAUCCCUCUUCUACUCCGUCCAACAUCGUGGGGCCCAUCGAACGGCUCACAAUAUGGGAGAUUCGCACUGCUUCGCCAUACAGGCCAUCUCUAGAUAUAUUAGGCAUCGCGAGACGAGACCCGACUGUGGGACCUCGCGUCAUUCGCAGAAUGGCAAACUCCCAGCUUGCCGCAUGGUCCGUCUUGCAAGGCGUAACACCGUCGCUACGCUCAUUGGCCCUGGACGACUGUACCUGGAAUGCCUCUAGGCGCUCUGCCUGCGGCCACGUCUUCUUCACAGAGGAGGAACACAAAUGGUCUGAUGGCCCGCAUAGCAGUCUGGAUCCACCGCGUUUCCAUCUCGUCAAGACGACGGGGAUACCGCUGAUUGGCAAUGGACCAAGGUGGGUGGAUGAGUGCCGAGGCGGAAGCGAUGCCAACAUACAACCCUUCCGCAGAAGCAGAUGGAGGAGACAUGCAACUGAGACAUACAAAGAGGAAGAGGACGACGACGAUUAUGACGACAAUAGCAACGGAGACGGCGACAACAACGGCACUACUGCUGCGAAUACCACCGCAGCACCCUCGUUUCUGAAAACGAUACCCUGGGCCAGGCACUCAGAAACAUGGCCCGGUCGAGCUCCUUGCUGGCGCCACGUCGACUUCCCCUACAUCACCAUGUCUGAAGUCUUGGACAUGCCAGCCGGCAUUCGCAUCAUUGCCCGAAACUGCUUCAUGCUUGCCACCCUCUCCAUCUUUCCGCGGCCCAAGAUCCAUAUCGAGGGCGUCAAUGAAGAUGGCCCUAUACCUCGAAAGAAGAAGGAAAAAAAGGACAAAAAAAGGAGAGUCAAAAGCAGGAGCGGUGGAGAUGGCGGCUCGAGACCUUCUAGCUCCGGCUCAAACUCGUCAUUUCUCCGAGAGAAUCGCCAAUUGGCCGCUCCGACGCAGAGCCAAGACGGGAACGAGGACCAGAAGGCGGUCCAGUUCGCAAUCUCAAUAUGGCCUCAGAUCAUGUGCAAGGGAUGCAUCUAUGGCGAUGAGCGGUGGCUCAUCGGGGAGGAUGCUGGCGGAGAUGUGACCAUUCUCAUGUUCUAAGUCGUUCGAGAGGAGGGGCACGCACUAAUGAUUAGACGAAUUGGUGAAACAGUUAUUAGGAAAAAACCCUCGUUGGAAAAAAAAAAAUGAUACAAGUCAGUUGUAAUUGCAGCAACAGAAGUAGCAACUAGAGACCUUGUCCAUAGGUAGGUAUUAGAUGG